CAUGAACUUGAUUUCUUAGGUGAUGCCUGGAAGGCCUUAAUAGAUACAGCUGGAACGUUGAUACGAGAAUAUGAUCAAGAAGCUGUAACAUCACUGAACAAAUUUGUUGAUCAGCUGCCAUUAGUCAUGAAUCAGGUGACUCAGGGUACAUCGGAGUUCAGGCCUACACCCUCUGAAAACCGUGAAUUAUUUAAGAACUCGUACAAUGUCCCUAAUACAUUACUGGUAUUUUCUUGCCCCAUGGGAGUGUAGUACUAUUAUUGUGAUGAGACAGACAUUGUUGAAGAUAUCUUGAGACCUCGAAUUGAAUCUAUAGGCGGUACUCUAGAGAAGGUGACUUUAUCGGGAAAUCAUCUUACCCCAUGUAUUCAGGACAUAAAAUGGCAAGUGGGAUAUCAGUACACUCCAGCAGAUGCUCUCGCCCAGGGUUUAAAAUCUCUUUCGCUCAACGACACAAGAAUACUCGCAAAGACCAUAGCAGAUUGGCUCAAAGGGCUCAACAAGCGGUGAUUUGGUCUAUCAUCAGCUUUUUUGGUAUGUAGUUCUCUAAUCCAAUGUUAUAAAUGAAAGCGUAAGGAACUGAUGGUGAAUUCUUGUUAAUAGACCUGUUGUUAUCUGGAGUUGAUUCUUCAUAGGAAACUUCAAAUUGUUCCAUAGAAGUUAUACAGUGAACUCCAGCUCCUAUUACAUUC
Messenger RNA from Asparagus officinalis (garden asparagus), 692 nucleotides. RefSeq lists its product as uncharacterized. Lineage: Eukaryota; Viridiplantae; Streptophyta; Magnoliopsida; Asparagales; Asparagaceae. The record is from RefSeq and is a predicted model, not a curated record.